AUGUCCAGCUUAAAAGUCGAUAAAGGUUUCCGAUUAGUAAUCAUUGGUGCUGGACCUACUGCUAUCGGUAUGCUGCAUCGUAUUUAUUCAUUGAUAACAGAAGGAACCAUAUCGGAAGAGGAUAUACAGGUCGUUGUUUUGGAAAAAGAAGAUGAAGUUGGUGGUUUGGCAAGAUCAGUAACCGAUGAGAAAGGAUUUACGUGGGAUUUAGGUGUACAUGUUUUGGGUGUAUCAAAGUAUCACGAAUUCGAGGAAGUUAUCAAUUCUGCUGUGAAUAAAUGGAAUAAAGUUAGGCGUUCUGUCAAGGCCGAUUUAGCUCAUCUUUUCAAAAGCGAUAAUCCAUACAGCAACUAUGUACCCUAUCCUGUUCAACACUCUAUUCCUUAUUUCCCACCCAUUAUUAGGCAAAAAUGCAUCAGUGAAUUGAAAGAUCUGCAAGGCUUACCCAUGAGCUGUUCGAAUUUUGCAGAAUACAGUGCAAAUAUAUUUGGGAGUACAUUACUGGAUAUUUUUAUUAGACCAUACAAUCGUAAGAUCACUGUGUUUGUUUCGAUAUGGACAGUGGAGCUGGAAGAAAUGAACGCAUUUUGGGCAAGGAGUCGAGUACCAACUAUUGAUUUAUCUAAUAUUGAAUUACGUUGUGGACGAAGCCUGCAAGAACUUGACGAUGAUCUUAGUUCAUCUAUGACAUGUUUCAGAUAUCCAAGAGAUUACAAAGGUGUGGGCAAAAUUUGGGAAAAAAUUGCUCGACGAUAUCCGGAAUCCAUUUUUCAUUUUAAAGAAAAAGUGCGAGGGAUCGAUAUUAGAGCAAAAAAGGUAAUUACCGAAGAUUUAAAUAGUGGAACACAUUCAUAUGAUUAUAAUGCUGUGCUGUCUACCUUACCGAUUCCUGAAUUAUCGACGAUCUCCACAGUAAUUAGCGAUGUUAACUUAAAAUAUUCCAAGGUAAUCCUUGUUGGCCUUGGUUUGAAGCAUCCACAAUGCGAAUGGACUCAACUUGUGACGUGGGCGUAUUUUCCAUUACCUGAUACUAUUUUUUAUAGGUGUACCUUCUUGUCCAACUUCAGCGAUAAUUUGACACCAGAUUGCAAUCAGUUCUGGUCAGUUCUAUGUGAAAUUGGAUUGGAAGCUGAUGCAGAUUUCCUCGAGGACGAAGUUAUAGUUAAAGUAAUUGAAGGUUUGAAGCUUAAAGGUAUAAUAGUCGAUAACAAUGAGAUUGUUGACAAAUGGCUGUAUAUUUUGCCGUAUGGAUACCCUAUUCCAACUGUUAACAGAGACGAAGAGUUACAACGCUGUCAUGAAGCGUUUCAAGCGCACAAUAUUUAUUCUCGUGGACGAUUCGGUGGUUGGAAGUAUGAAAUAUCGAAUCAGGACCAUUGUUUCAUGAUGGGCAUGCAGUGCGCAGACCUCAUUCUUUUUAAAGUUAAGGAAACAUUGUACACUUUUUAA
Messenger RNA from Loa loa (African eye worm), 1449 nucleotides. RefSeq lists its product as hypothetical. Gene Ontology annotation, molecular function: oxidoreductase activity. The coding region runs from base 1 to 1449 and encodes 482 amino acids. NCBI's taxonomy places the organism in Eukaryota, Metazoa, Nematoda, Chromadorea, Rhabditida, Onchocercidae. The transcript is spliced from 10 exons. The record is from RefSeq and is a predicted model, not a curated record.